GGGUAGUUUGGUCUUUUCAGUUACUAAGCUAUAUGGUAUAUACACUGUCCAGAUCUAUUCCAUUUUCAUAUAAUCCCGCGAUUUUCUGUUUCAGCCUUGGUCUUCAUUUUCCUUUCUGAGAAAACAGCAAGUGUAUGUGGCAUGGAGGAUGAGAAUUAUGCAAGUGGAUUAUGGAGAACGAAAUCGGAGCAAUUAGAAUCAGUGGCUGAAGAUUUGCAGUCGACUCCGGGGUCGACCGAGUCGAUCAGAGUGGCGGAUGGUGGUAGCGGGAGUCUUACAAGGAAGUCGAGGAGGGCGUCGCCGGGCGGAAGAAACACACACAUAAGGAAAGCGAGGAGUGCUCAAACAAAUUUGAAAGUUGAGUUGGAUGAAGUUAAUAAUGGUGCUGCUCUUAGCAGAGCUUCGAGUUUGGGACUAUCGUUCUCUUUCACUGGAUUUUCUGUUCCUCUUGAUGAAGUCAGUAGCUCCAAACCAUUCAGUGAUGAUGAAGAUAUUCCUGAAGAUAUUGAAGCUGGAAUCCAUAAGCCAAAGUUUCAAACUGAACCAACUCUACCAAUAUAUCUAAAGUUCACGGAUGUGACAUACAAGGUAGUGCUCAAAGGCAUGACAAAAAGUGUUGACAAAGAAAUCUUGAAAGGGAUUACUGGUUGUGUAAAUCCAGGAGAAGUUUUAGCGUUGAUGGGUCCCUCAGGAAGUGGAAAAACAUCUUUGUUAAAUCUAAUUGGAGCUAGGUUACAUCAACCAACUAUUGGUGGAUCUAUUACUUACAAUGAUCAACCAUAUUCCAAGUUCCUGAAAAGCAGGAUUGGAUUUGUGACACAAGAUGAUGUUUUGUUUCCUCACUUAACUGUCAAAGAAACAUUGACAUAUGCCGCUCGUUUAAGGUUGCCGAAAACAUUAACUAGAGAGCAGAAGGAAAAAAGAGCUUUAGAUGUUAUCUAUGAGCUAGGCUUGGAGAGGUGCCAAGACACUAUGAUAGGAGGUUCCUUUGUUCGAGGAGUAUCUGGUGGAGAGAGGAAGAGAGUUUGUAUUGGCAAUGAGAUAAUAAUCAAUCCUUCACUUUUGUUUCUUGAUGAGCCAACAUCUGGUUUGGAUUCUACAACUGCCUUGAGAAUAGUUCAAAUGCUACAUGACAUAGCUGAGGCUGGUAAGACGAUAGUGACAACAAUCCAUCAACCAUCAAGUAGACUAUUUCACAAAUUCGAUAAGUUGAUCCUUUUGGGAAAAGGGAACUUGCUUUACUUUGGAAAAGCAUCGGAAGCAAUGGACUACUUCAAAUUCAUAGGGUGUUCUCCUCUCAUUACAAUGAACCCAGCAGAGUUUCUAUUAGAUCUUGCAAAUGGAAACAUGGUUGAUAUUUCUGUACCAUCAGAGUUAGAGGAUAAAGUUCAUAUUGAAAACGCAGAAGCUGAAACAUCAAACGGGAAGCCAUCAGCCGCAGUUGUACAAGAGUAUCUAGUGGAGGCAUAUGAGACUAAAGUAGCAGAAACUGAGAAGAAAAAGAUAUUAGUUCCAAUUCCUCUUGAUGAAGAAAUGAAGUCUAAGGUUCGUUCGCGCAAAAGACAGUGGGGAGCAAGUUGGUUAGAACAAUAUUCAAUAUUGUUUUCUCGAGGAUUCAAAGAACGGAGACAUGACUAUUUUAGCUGGUUGAGAAUUACACAAGUUCUUUCCACUGCAGUAAUUCUAGGAUUACUUUGGUGGCAAUCAGAUGCUAGCAACCCAAAGGGUCUUCAAGAUCAGGCAGGAUUGCUUUUCUUUAUAGCCGUGUUUUGGGGAUUUUUUCCUGUGUUCACUGCAAUAUUCACAUUUCCUCAAGAAAGAGCAAUGCUGAAUAAGGAAAGAGCAACUGAUAUGUACAGAUUAAGUGCAUACUUUGUGGCAAGAACUACAAGUGACCUUCCAUUAGACCUUGUAUUACCAGUGCUCUUCCUCCUAGUUGUUUACUUCAUGGCUGGUUUGAGACUCAGUGCAGGACCCUUUUUCCUUAGUAUUCUUACUGUUUUUCUCUGCAUUGUAGCAGCUCAGGGACUUGGACUUGCUAUUGGGGCAACACUGAUGGACUUGAAAAGAGCAACGACUUUGGCUUCGGUUACUGUCAUGACUUUUAUGUUGGCUGGUGGAUUUUUUGUAAAGAAUGUCCCGAUAUUCAUAUCUUGGAUUCGGUACUUAUCUUUCAACUACCAUACAUACAAGCUUUUGCUGAAGGUGCAAUAUGAACACAUUACACCUAGCAUAAAUGGGAUCAGAAUUGACAGUGGUAUCAAUGAGGUUAUUGCUUUGAUAGCUAUGGUAUUUGGUUACCGUUUAUUGGCAUAUUUUUCUUUGCGAUGGAUGAAAGUUCAGCCAUAGUUGUGAAGAAGGGUGAUAUUGAAUGACGGCUCAUAAUUAUAAUUAUAUCGUAAUUAUUAGGAGGACUAUACCAAAUGAAGUGCCAAAGCUUUGUUUGGCUACAACAGCUAAUCUUGUGUAUAUUGUGUUUCGUUUGGCAUGUUCUAAUAACAAAAGCACGUUCAAUGUUAUCAGCUACCUAACACUGCCUGCUACAUCUGUAUGAGGUUACAUAGAUAGAUUUUUCUUCUGUUGUUGGAGGGAUGCUAAACAAUUUUAAUGGGGGAAAUCUAAUUUUCAAUCUUUGCUUUUACAAUAUGGUAAGCUAAAUGUUGAAUGUAUAUUUUUGUUUAGCGGGCAAAUCAGACAAGGCCAAAUAACUGGCAAAAGCGAAGGACUUGAACUGUGGCGGAGCCAGAAAUUUUACGGAGCCUGGGCAAAAAAAUUUAUACCUUGUUUUUACUAAUUUUACAUCCUGUUUAUACUAAUUUUACCCUUAAUUUUGUCUAAAAAUUUUACCCUUAAUUUUGUCCAAAAAUUUUACACCCUAUUUUUAGUAAUUUUGCCCUUAAUUUUGUAUAAAAAUUAUUAAUUUUGCCCCUAGUGCUGUCUAAAAAAUCAACUAUUAGGUGGGGAGUAUACAACGAAAGAAGGGGUUGAACCCGGGCGCGUGCCCGGGCUCGCUGGGCUAUAGCUCCGCCCCCUGCUUGAACACAAAAAUAGAAAAAUUCACAAUCCAUCUUAGGGAGGAAAAGUGAAUCAAGAAACACUAGUGAGAAAAAUGUGUAAAAAGUAUCGUCCAUUCCUAUUUUGAGAAAAAAAGUUGUUUUAAGUGCGGUUUUUUCCCUUUCUUGCUUUUGUUUGCCUGAAUUGCUUAGGUUGUGUUACUUCAGUAGGAAUUUAAUUUUCACAAUUUAUUCUAACGGCUAGUGAUAAAAGGAUUUUCUUAUUGGAGUUACUAAAUGAGGA
Vicia villosa (hairy vetch) is the source of this 3297-nucleotide messenger RNA. Its product is annotated as ABC transporter G family member 22-like. Gene Ontology annotation, molecular function: ABC-type transporter activity; ATP binding; ATP hydrolysis activity. The transcript is spliced from 11 exons. Gene Ontology annotation, cellular component: membrane. The coding region runs from base 142 to 2349 and encodes 735 amino acids. The record is from RefSeq and is a predicted model, not a curated record. Lineage: Eukaryota; Viridiplantae; Streptophyta; Magnoliopsida; Fabales; Fabaceae.